UAAUAAAAAAAGAGAAGAAGGAGGAGCAAAAGCCGCUCUCAGCUCUUUCACUGCAUCUGCUAUUAAUUUAUUCACUGCUGCCUCCUCUGGAGCGCUGAGGAGGAACAAAACAGAGCAGCUAAACGUUUGCUUUUCAACUGGGCAGGAUUUCCAAAUUCAACCUCUAAUUCGCCAUAACUGAUGACUGCAGAGCCUCAAUAGGUGCAGAUCUUCAGUUGGAUAAUUUUAAGAUUUUUUUUUGUCUUUAGAUGCAUUGGGGAUCACAGUUUUUAUCCCCCAUAUAUCAUGAAACGAAGAAAAGAUCUUCUCCAACAAGAAUGUGAUGCUCCAGAACCAGCAGAAGCUUCAUAUUCUCCAGUGAACACGGAUUCAAACAAAAGCUGGGAUACAGAACCAAACUUCAAUCUUAAUCUCAAUAUAAGCUCACCAAGCAAUCCUCGCCCCACUAAAGAGACCUCCAAGAUGGAUUCUGGGAGUAAAAAGGACGAUAAAAGUAAAGGAGGGGGGAAAACUGGUAAUAAAGGAGCAAUAGCUGUGGACUUUUCAACUAUUUUACCAGCUGAAAAAAUGAAGAGCAAAAUCCCAACCUUUUCUGGCUCGCAAACAACUCAGACUACUGUCAAAAACAAAGGCAAGCCUAAAUAUCCACACACUGAGAAUCCCUCUACAUCCGAGAUACAAAUACAUGGCUCAGCAGCACUAAGUUCCAAACCAAACAGUGUGGAGGGGAAUCUCAGCCAAAGACCUAUGGAAAAAGUUAAAACUGAAAUACCUCUAAGAGAAUAUGCUAAACCAAUCCCUGAACUAAUGCCAGAAUUGACAACAAACUCUGCAAAUGUCACACCAAACUUAAAGACUAAAGCAAACAGGAAAGAUGGACAUGUUAAAGAAAUUCACCUUGAGACAUCAUCCAAAACACUACAGCUACCUAAAAGCCCGAAGUUCUUCAACAAAAAAGGGGAUAAAAGCAAUAUCAGCCCACAAAUUACAAAUCAUACCCCAAUGAUGAUGGCCAAAACCAAAAAAACUGAUUUGGUCAAUUCAACUAUUCCAUUUGACCAACAACUUGAGGAUGUUAACAAAGCUCAAGGUGCUUUUACAAGUUCUGAAACCUCUCUGAGUCCAAAGCCAUCCUUACUGGCAAAACCUACAGGGACCAUAAACAACAACGUAUCAGGGUCUAAGGAGAGUCUUAAGGGUAAAUAUUCAAAGGCAAUUUCUGGAUCCAAAACUGCUGUCCAAUCUAUUAAAAGCCUGAAAGCAACAAAAGGAUCCAAAAAUAGUCUGGAUUCCAAAUCCAGAUCUCAGUCUGGGUCCAGAGAUGCACUGGAUUCCAAAAGCAGCAGUGCCUCAAAAAGUAGCGUGGAAUCUAAGGACGGCUUGGAGUUAAAGAAGCUCCAGAGAUCCAAAGCUAGUCCAAACCCUAAGCUAAAAACUGUUUUUAAAGAUAUGCAUGAUCAGAAAACCUCAAAAGAAAGCAAUAAAAUCCACCAAGAUUCUGAGAAAACGGCUGCUUCCAAAAUGACGAACUCAAAGAAUAAUCAUGAUUCUAAAAGUCUUCAAAGCUCCAGAGCAAGUUUUGAUCCCACAAUCAUUACCAGCUCAGGAUCUGAACCUAAGAUGGGCGUUACCAAUACAGCUUCUCUAGCUAAUCUGCCGACCUCCUCCUUAGAUAUGGACCUUCUCGGGGGUGUUUCCUUUUCCCCCAUCUCUUGCGGAAGCAUCAAGACUGCAAGUUCUGCUGUUGAGCUCAGGUUGAAUCUGAAGAGUCAGUACAAUCAGUCAGAUCCAUCAAGAUCUGAACAGGUUCAGUCUGAUUCAAAGUCAACGCCCAUCGACCUGUCCUCUUUGAGGCUUUCUCCUGUACUAGCAUAUCAGAAUCCAGGAUCCAGCUCUAAACACUUUGCUUCUACUUCAACUGGAUCAAACGGGGAGAACCAGAAGAGCCCAAGUUCUUCUCCAGGUACACUGGCCCCUUUGACAUCUUCUAGUCCUAAAACAAGACCUGUGGUGACCUCGAAAACAGUGGAAGGGUUAACACAUACCUCUGAAGUUUCUGCAGUUAUAAAAAGAGACCCUGGCAUUUCACCCCGAAAUACUUGUCUGACCCGAGGUCUUACCUUUGACUCAAUCACAAAACUAGACAAUAAUGCUGUCAGAAAACAUUUAAGAUCUAGUGAGAAUAAGGUGCAGACUAAAGAAGGGUUGGAAAUAUCCCAAGAGGACAAGAAUAUUGAGAAGGAAUGUCCUUUGGGAGAUAGUAGGAGGGAAUUAGAUCGCCUGAGGAAAAUGGAACACCCAAGAGACACAAAUAUCAUCUCAUCACCUCGGGCAACUAAUGUAGGAGAGCAAAAGCAGAAAAUGCCAGUUCAUGGAAAGAAGAAUGAAGUGAAUUGUUCUUCACCUCUUCAUCCCAUUUCUUCUUCAUCUACUCAUGCACCAACUAAGAAGAACGUCAAGGAGACUGCAGCCAAGACUGAGUCUCAAAGACUCCAAAAACUUUCAGGAGAGCGGAAAGAGGUGGCCGUUCAGGUAGAGGUGGAAGUGGUUGAACGUUCUGUCUCUACAAGCCCCAGCCUCCAACAGGGACCUCUCACCUCAUCCCUGAUUGGUUCCCCCAGUUGUCAGUCAUCACUUAGUUACCUUCCACCCCUCAAACAUGUUUGCCAGAUUGAGAUUGAGCUAUGCAGCCAAUCAAUACUUCCCUCUGUUGUACCUGAAAAGGCGAGUUCCCUUCCUGCGUGUCUGUGCACUUAUAGCUUCCACCAAAACCCUGAACUAAUGUCAGAGAUUGGACAAGACCCAGAUGUUAGCUCUGAGAGCAUCUGGGAGGAGGAAAACAAUGAGAAAAACUCACAGGCCAACAAAGCGAACGAGGAUGGGUUUAAAGGGCAGACUGAAAAGCCUCCAGAGGUAUUGUGGGACAAACAAGGGAUGACUUGGGAGGUUUAUGGUGCCUCUGUAGACCUAGAAUCUCUUGGUACGGCCAUCCAGUCCCACCUGGAGAUGAAAAUCCGAGAGAAGGAGAGACACAUUCGGAUACUUAGGAAGUCCAUCUGUUCCAACAACAGCUUCACACGGUGCAAGCUGAAGAAGAGACGGAGAAAGUUUCUUGGUUGCUGCGUCAAGGCGUCCACCGUGAUGGACUGAGAUUGAUCAAGGAGGUUCACCAACUUCAAACACGAGUUUAGUUGCUCUCAGCUGGAUUUAGUUCAGGAAAAU
This is a messenger RNA of Cyprinodon tularosa, 3222 nucleotides long. Its product is annotated as G protein-regulated inducer of neurite outgrowth 1. Bases 286 to 3150 code for a protein of 954 amino acids. The transcript has 3 exons. NCBI's taxonomy places the organism in Eukaryota, Metazoa, Chordata, Actinopteri, Cyprinodontiformes, Cyprinodontidae. Gene Ontology annotation, cellular component: plasma membrane. Gene Ontology annotation, biological process: neuron projection development. The record is from RefSeq and is a predicted model, not a curated record.